Messenger RNA from Linnemannia hyalina, 1257 nucleotides. NCBI's taxonomy places the organism in Eukaryota, Fungi, Mortierellomycota, Mortierellomycetes, Mortierellales, Mortierellaceae. The record is from the annotation of a GenBank genome assembly.
AUGUCAUCAACAUCAACACCAAUGGCGAACCAUUCUUCGAACCUCAGCGGUCACUCAACCCCCAAUACUCUUGCGUCCAACAAUGGCGGCAGCAAUAGUAGUCAUCACACAGCUACUGGAACAGGCAGUAACCGCUCGAGCACUGGUCAUCAGCUCUUUGCAUUCAAUUCGGAACAACAGCCGUGGCUGAGUCGGCUCGGCUUUCCGAAGAUUACUGUUGAAGUUGUGGAUCAAGCGCAGGAUGAAGACGAGAGCAGGAUACCAACUCGUCGGUCACAGCAACAAGCACCCCAAACCUCUUCAUCACAAAGUUCCGGCAGGCGGUCAACAUAUUCAUCACAAUCGCAUCGCGCCGGGGACGAGUUCUCUGACGAUGAAGACGACGAGGACUUGAGGAGGGCUAUCGCGGAAAGUUUGGCGAUGAGCCAACAUAGCCAAUCACAGUCAACGGUGUCGCUAAUUUCAUCGUCAAGCACUGCUACGGCGACGGCUUUCGAGGCCAGUGUAUCUGCAGUUAUCUGGCAGGUUAUCAACCAGCAGUUCUGCUCUUACAAAGUCAAGACGGCUACAGGAAACUUCUGCAGGAACGAAUACAACGCCACAGGUCUCUGCAACCGCCAAUCAUGCCCACUCGCCAACUCUCGCUAUGCUACCGUCCGUGAGCAAAACGGUGUGAUCUACCUGUUCGUCAAGACACCCGAACGUGCCCAUAUGCCUGCCAAGAUGUGGGAGAAGAUUAAGCUGUCAAAGAACUACGCCCAGGCACUGGAACAGAUUGACAAGGAAUUGAUCUACUGGCCCAACUUUUCGGUUCACAAGUGCAAGCAGCGUCUCACCAAGAUUACACAAUACCUUAUCAAGAUGAGAAAGCUGAAGCUCAAGGCGGACGAGCGCCCCAAGCUGGUUGGAAUCAAGAAGAAGAUCGAUCGCAGGGAAGCCCGGAGGGAGGUCAAGGCAGAGGCAGCAGCACGUUUGGACAAGGCUAUUGAGAAGGAGCUGUUGGAUCGUCUCAAGUCACACGCCUAUGGUGACGCACCCCUCAACGUACACGAGGAUGUCUGGAAGGAGAUCUUGGAUGGCGAGAAGGGCGCUCUUGAGGUCGACAGUGAUCAGACGGACGAGGAUGAUUCUCAGUCAGAAGAGGAGGAGGAAGAAGAAGAGGAGGAGCGCGAAUACGUGUCUGACCAGAGCGAGGACGAGGAGGACAUGGAGGACAUGUUUGAGAAGGAGUACGAGCACGAGACCGUUGAGCUUUAA